Messenger RNA from Aedes aegypti (yellow fever mosquito), 1041 nucleotides. Its product is annotated as apolipoprotein D. Lineage: Eukaryota; Metazoa; Arthropoda; Insecta; Diptera; Culicidae. The transcript is spliced from 4 exons. Bases 217 to 912 code for a protein of 231 amino acids. The record is from RefSeq and is a predicted model, not a curated record.
GGCCAUAAAUGAAAUCAAAGCGUAAGCCGAUAAACCUGCCGUCUGUUUCUCACAUGACUAGAACCGAUUGUCAAUGCUGUUCUUGGGUUCAGUCGUUGCUAGUCGAUCGACAGAACAGCAAGUUUCAGUGCCAGAUCGGUUAUUUAUUUUUGCUGUGUCGCAAUAAUCGUUAUCGCUCCAAGUGCAGAACAAAACCAGCAACGGUGGGCGUCCAAAAUGAAGUCCCUCGCUAUCGUGGCUUUUCUCCUGUUCGGGACAAUCCACUCGAUAAAUGCCGUUAUCUACGAAAAACAUUGUCUGAUUUUUGAAGAAUCGUACAACUUCGACGAGAGCCGGUAUGCCGGCAAAUGGUACGAGAUUCGUCGUCUGUACGAUCCCAAUGAUGUCGAGCUGGAGGAUUGCGUCCAGGAACAGUACACCCAGGCGGAGGACGAUAAGCUAAAUUUCGACAUUUUGCGCGCGGUGCAGGAAGGCCCCACAGGGGAGGUGAUUUACUCAACGGGAACUGCGACGCCCAAGGUGUUCCGCAAUUCCAAGGUGCCACAAUUUAUUGUGCGUUACAAUACGACGGACCCGGCCGAUCCAGACACAUCGAUGGAUGUCGUUCAAACGGAUUACCUCAACUAUGCAAUCGUGUAUUCCUGCAAUCCAGUCAAUACGACCACGGUAUCAGAAUUUGCAUGGAUCAUCUCCCGUGAGCCGGUUCUCAAAAAGCAUACCGCAGAUUUGAUCAACAAGUUCGUCGAUGUCCAUUUCAACCAUCCGGAGCACAAGUGGCGCACCACCGAACAGUCGGACAAAACCUGCAAACCAAAUACUCUUCCUCCGAGCAGUGCUGCGAUUCGAACCACUUUGUAUAGCAGUUUGGUGCAGAUUACCGUCGCUUUAUUGGUGGCGAAAAUGCUGUUGUAAAGUGGAGCUAGUGCAUGAAUGAUAAUAGUUAUGUGUAACAUGGAAUCUCAUUGUACAAAUAUGAUGUUACAAAAAUUGAAAUGGAGGGAAAACUUCAUAAGAAACAAAUAAACAAUUAUGGUGAUAUAA